UUCCCAUGUGAUGGACGGGAACAGGAAGAAGUUACAUGUCUUUUACAAAAACAGAAGAAUGGAAUUGGGAACGAGGAAUUGGAUGGCACAAACUCACGAAUGUUACACAUCAUUCUUUAAAAUAAAAAUCCACUGUCUGGCACAUCACAUCCAAGCCAGUUUAUUCCUAAAAUGAUGAAGAAUUUCGCAGCGUUAUUUCCAAUGAGUUUUAUGGUAAGCAGUUUAUUCCGAGCUGGCAGAAGUCUCCUGAACAUGGCAAAACCCAAAGUGAUUUUCGUUUUGGGGGCUCCAGGUGCGGGUAAGGGGACACAGUGCCAGAAAAUCGUUGAUACUUUCGGGUAUGUUCAUUUAUCAGCGGGGGAUUUGUUGCGGGAGGAGAGGGCGAAGCCCGACUCCAAGUACGGGGAACUGAUUGAAACAUACAUCCGCGAGGGUAAAAUAGUUCCUGUGGAAAUCACGUGUAGCCUCCUCGAAAAUGCGAUGAAAAAAUCGGGCAAGGAGAAAUUCCUCAUUGAUGGGUUCCCAAGGAACCAAAAUAAUUUAGACGGCUGGAAUAAAACACUCGCUGAUAAUGUGAAAUUGUUGUUUGUUUUAUUUUUUGAUUGCCCGAAAGAGGUUUGUGUUGACAGGUGUUUGGGACGCGGCGCUGCUGGCAGUGGCCGUUCAGAUGACAAUAUUCAAAGUUUAGAAAAAAGAUUUAACACUUUUACUCAAGAAACCCAACCUAUUGUUAAAUAUUAUGAGGAGAGAGGGUUGGUUAGAAAUAUCGACGCUACCAAAUCCCCCGAUGACGUGUUCGGGAGGGUUAAAGGCGUUUUCACCGAGGUUGAGGCAGGCGGCGACUUUUAAAAUCAAAAAAUAAGCUGGGGUUCCGUAUUGGGUAUUAAUAAGGUAGAUGAACAUUCCUCAAUCUUGAUUUGCAUUUAGUCUAGUCAGGGGCGUACCAUCUUUUUAUUAAUUAAUUUUUGCUUAAUAUCCGUGUACUAUACAUAAAGUACUUAAUUGUUACCUGUAGAAAUCAAACCGUUGCCCUUGCAUCAUGUGGGUCAUACAAGGCAAUAAAAUUCAUUAUUUGGCGACAGUAUUUGCUCAACAGACUAAGUGUAGGUAUAUGUGUCAUGUGCUCUAUUGCCUUGGAAGUGAAAUAAAUUUUUAUUGAAAAUA
Molecule: messenger RNA, 1164 nt
Organism: Tribolium madens (black flour beetle)
Lineage: Eukaryota; Metazoa; Arthropoda; Insecta; Coleoptera; Tenebrionidae
Gene: Dak1
Product: UMP-CMP kinase
Exons: 5
Coding region: 172-849 (225 amino acids)
Biological process (GO): UDP biosynthetic process; 'de novo' pyrimidine nucleobase biosynthetic process; CDP biosynthetic process
Cellular component (GO): cytoplasm; nucleus
Molecular function (GO): ATP binding; UMP kinase activity
Source: RefSeq, a predicted model, not a curated record